AUGCCGGCACCACCGCCAUGGUUAUCGUCCAAGCCGCCGAGCUCGACAUCGCAGGCCAGCUAUUGUGAACCAAAGUCACCGAUCAUCAAGGUAGAGCCAGGCACAGAGGGGUCGCCAGAAGCCAUGGCAAUGUCCAGUAGCGCCAAGACAAAGACAAGAAGCGAGAGUCACUCUGGUACACCCUUGCUGGAGAGGAAGAACACAGAAAGUGUGAGAAGAUUGACUUUCGCUCAAGAGAAAGAGGUAGUAGCAUCCGAAACCUGGCAGUACAUCAAUGGUCUGACACCAGUUCCCAUCCCAAUCCCCGUUUUUCCGAGCGCCAUGCGCGUAGUCUUGCAACUUCCACGCCAGCGAGACUUGCCAGAGGCAUGGAAACUUCGACUUGCUUCGGAGAAGCUCAGCUACACUAACUUAGCGCUACUCAUCAAUUACCUUAAUGGUGACGCACCCAAGGAUAUUCUCUGCAACUCCUCUGCCGCCAGCUGUGCUGAAAAAUGGAGAUCGGUUGUUCCUGCCAUCGCCAGUCUAGAGGAAGGAAAAGGAACCAUUUACAAGGACGGCGCAUUCCCUCGCUGUGUAUUCUUACCUAUCGAGAGAAGCGACAGCCCAUCUGACUCGGUCUCAACCAGCUACGUCCACUCAGCCGGUUGGUUUCACCAACGUGAGGGACAAGUUCUUCCCAUCGGCACCGACGGCGCAACUCUCCAGAUCCUCGACUUGGAAAACAAGGGCGCCACGGUCCCACUCCCGAGCGGCUCUCAGAAUCUCUUGUGCAUCGUCUUCGAAGGCACUGUGGAGGUCAUCCUGCAGGAUACGCCUGUCUUCACCCCCUCGCGUGGUGGCCAGUGGAGUGUGGGUGUCGGAAAGGAAUGCAGAGUUCGGAACCCGCGUAUCGGAACGAAGGCCGUUCUGUACAACAUUGGGGCACCGGUUAAGCAAAACGACGAGUAG
Messenger RNA from Neurospora tetrasperma FGSC 2508, 951 nucleotides. RefSeq lists its product as uncharacterized. Lineage: Eukaryota; Fungi; Ascomycota; Sordariomycetes; Sordariales; Sordariaceae. The transcript has 3 exons. The record is from RefSeq and is a predicted model, not a curated record. The coding region runs from base 1 to 951 and encodes 316 amino acids.